Molecule: messenger RNA, 2463 nt
Organism: Erpetoichthys calabaricus (reedfish)
Lineage: Eukaryota; Metazoa; Chordata; Cladistia; Polypteriformes; Polypteridae
Product: granzyme B(G,H)-like
Exons: 5
Coding region: 114-887 (257 amino acids)
Biological process (GO): proteolysis
Molecular function (GO): serine-type endopeptidase activity
Source: RefSeq, a predicted model, not a curated record
CCUCCUCUCUGCCUGAGCUGUGGUUUGGGGCCACUCUAAAGCCUCUGCUCUGACUUCCAGUAUGAAAACAGGCUUUGAGCAGGUGAGCUGUCAAGAUACUCGGGCGACGAGCCAUGCAAGUGGAGUACUGGAGUGCCAUUGUCGCCAUCUGCUUCAGCUUAGCAGGUGCUUCAGGAGACAAGAUCAUCGAUGGACAUGAGGUCAAACCUCAUAGCCUUCCCUACAUGGCCGCCUUGUAUGCUGGGAAACCACAGAAGUUCAUAUGUGGAGGGUUCCUAAUUCUCCCUAACUAUGUCCUGACAGCUGCUCACUGCAAAAAAGAGAAAAUCAUUGUCUACCUGGGAGCUCAUAAUAUUUCCAAAAAAGAAAUGUCCAGACAGAUGAUACCUGUACAGUCAAGUAUUCCUCAUGAAAAGUAUGAUCGAAAGACCCUGGCAAAUGACAUCAUGCUGCUGAAGCUGAAGCAUAAAGCCAAGCUAACAAAUAAAGUGAGAACAAUUGGCAUUCCAAAGAGAAAUGUACCCGUUUGGCCUGGCACCAUCUGCUCAGUGGCUGGGUGGGGAUUCACCACUGAAAAUGGGAAGGAAAGCAGUGUGCUCAGGGAGGUGAAGGUGAAGGUCCAGGCACCUUGUGCAUCUGCAUCACAGAUCUGUGCCAGAGGCGCUGGCAUCAAAGGAGCCUGUGAGGGAGACUCUGGAGGUCCACUGGUUUGUCCAGACAACAUGAAAAUCCCCACCGCUGUUGGGAUUUUGUCCUUUGGAACUAACACCUAUGAGAAUUCUCAGAACAAAAACAUCUACGCGAGCGUGUCAGCCUACAGGGAGUGGAUUGAAAGAAAAAUCAAGACCAGCUCAUCUGUGUAUCGUGUCACCCUGCGGCGGGAUUAGAUGUCGUCACUCAGCAGUAAGAAGAAGAGCAAAAAUGAAAUCAAGCUGAAAUUGUAUUUGCAAUAUUUAAAUUAUGCACUGAAAUCUUUAUUUGUGCUGUACUUGUGAUCAGGAGAAAGCAUCACAAGCUUGAUAGGAAAUUAGAAUUUGUCAAAAGCCAAGUGAUGUUAGUUAGAUGAGUAAUUUACAUACUAAAAGACAUUGAUGAGUAAACAAAUUCAAUAAUUUAAGGAGUCUAUUUGAUCCUUAGUCUGUGUGGGCUUUUAAAUGGACACAAGGCAUCAGCCCAAGUAAGGAUCCUGAAAGACAGGCAAGAGAUCCAAAACCAUGGGCUCGUGCUUGAAAAAACAGUCAGCCUUAAUUGUUUUAUAUAGUGCCUUUCUAGAGUGAACAGCAUUUAAGUCAAGUCAAGUCAAGUUGGGGAGCAUGCACUGGUACAGUGCGUUGCCGCACUCACUACACGAUAAAAUAACUCGGGAUAUCAGUUGGCAACCCCCCGGGCAGACACUUGGUCCAGUCCCACCCUCCGGAAAUGGUCCAACCACUUGGGUCCCCAGCAAUGAGGAUCUUAUGAGCUGGAUCACCCUCAGGGAAAUGUGCCACAUGGCCGUAGUGCCGUAACUGACGGUCCCUCACAAUGCAGGUAAUGUGCCUCAUUCAGGGAUCCAUGAGCAACCGCUCAUUUAACACAAAGCAAACCAAUGGUACCCAAGGAUUUUCCGGAGAGACACAGUACCAAAGGUGUCCAGUCUUAGUCUCAGGUCACUGGAUAGCGUCCAUGUCUCAUAGCCAUAUAGCAAGACAGGAAGCACCAGGACUCUAAAGACUUGGACCUUUGUCCUUUUGCAUAGAUAUCGGGAGCACCACAAACCCCUGUCCAGCGACCUCAUGAGCCCCUAUGCUCCCCCAAUCCAUCUACUGACUUCAUAGGAAGAGUCACCAGAGUCAUGAAUGUCACUGCCAAGGUAAGUAAACCUCUCAACAUGGUUGACACACUCUCCACAAACAGACACACUGCUGAUGGCUAUGCCCAUGAGGUCAUUAAAGGCCUGGAUUUUGUUUUUUAUCUGGACACUCGCAAGCCCAGACACUCAGACUCCUCACUCAGUCUCUCGAGCGCCCCGAUCAGAGCCUCCAUUGACUCCGCGAAGAUCAAAGCAUCAUCAGCAAAGUCAAGAUCCGUGAUUGUUCCUUCACCAACAGAUGCCCACAGCCGCUGGACCCCAUGACCUUGCCCAACACCCAGUCCAUACAAGCAUUGAACAGAGUAGGAGCAAGAACAUACCCCUGACAAACCCCAGAAUCAACUGGGAAAAACGCAGAGGUUCUGCCUCCACUCUGCACAGCACUCACAGUACCAGUGUACAAGCCAGCCAUGAUAUCCAGCAACCUCAAGUGGAUCCAUUCCAUAUCACUUUAUUGUAUUAUUUAAAGCAGAGGCAGGUUGAGUGAGCUGCUCUGGGUCACAGACUGAGUCAAAGGUUGGGAAUGAAAGGCAGACUCUACUGUAUAGGCCAAAGUGUUUAUAACUCGAGUGCCACAUUGGUUCCUAUGCUUCUGCUAUCCAGAUGGCUGA